Molecule: messenger RNA, 1172 nt
Organism: Meloidogyne enterolobii
Lineage: Eukaryota; Metazoa; Nematoda; Chromadorea; Rhabditida; Meloidogynidae
Source: the annotation of a GenBank genome assembly
AUGUUUCAAUCAUUUCUUCACAAAAAUUUUCUUCUUUCCUUCAUAAUUUUAUCAUUUUUGAUAAUUUAUGUGAAUGGAGGAAAUGGAGAUGGAUCUUCUAAACAACAUGAAACAAGUCCUAAACAUGAAACAAGUCCUAAAGAAGAGGAAAAAGCUGAAAAGGAAAAAAGUUUAAGUCCCCCAAAAUCUGGAACAAAAAGAAAAAUUGGUUGGGAUAGCAUGUUUAAAGGUUUGGGCAAAAAUAAAGGUGCGAGUUCAGUAUUCGGUGAAAUUACAAAUGUGCAACUAAAAAAUGUAUGGAGGGAUGCUGCGAAACGAUCACUUGUACAGGAAGAAGUAAAUUUGAAAAGUACAGUAAAUGAAGCUUUCGAACUUUUUAAUCAACAUGAUUGUUUGAAAUUGGUUGACGAAAUGUCAAAAUCUCAAAAGGAGCGAGUUAAGGAUUCUUUUAUUGAAAAUAGGCCUGUUGAUCUUGCUUCUCCAGCUUCCUCUUCUCCUCAUUCGAUUCCUUCUACUCAUCCUCAAAGUUCUUCCUCCCACUCUUCUCAUCCUCCAACUUCUCCUAAACCUCUUCCAAGUCCUCCUCACUCUUCUCAUUCUUCAACUUCUCCUAAACCUCUUCCAAGUCCUCCUCACUCUCCUCAUCCUCCAACUUCUCUUAAACCUCUUCCAAGUCCUCCUCACUCUUCUGAUCACAAAACAUCGCCUCAUAAUGUUGCUUCUCCUCUUGCUUUACCAGAAGCUGAUGUAGAACAAGAAAAGGGAUUAGACAUGCCUGAAGAGAUACGUGCCGUUGUUAAUGAGAUAACAUGGAAAAAUCAUUAUUUAUCACCCGAUUCUCCAUUUAAUCAAUUUAUCACCAAAACCCGUGAAAAUGUUCAAGACUUUCAUUGCACAAUAUGUAAGCAAGACUCUAAUGAGGAAUUAUCACAAGCUGACGAUCAGUCAAAACAAAUUGUUCAGUUAAAGACUUGUGAAGACAAAUUUCAUUUAGAAUGCAUUGCUCAGCAUUGGGGAAAAGGUAAAAAAGAUUGCCCAAAUUGUCGCCGUAAAUUUGAAGUUAAACAUGUUGAAGUUAAGGAGGAAGGUGUUAAUGUUGAGUAAAGUUAAAGAACUGAGGCUAGUUAUAAUUUUUAUUUUAAUUGGAUUAAAAUGCUGGGGAUGUGGCUUCG